Molecule: messenger RNA, 1013 nt
Organism: Hydra vulgaris (swiftwater hydra)
Lineage: Eukaryota; Metazoa; Cnidaria; Hydrozoa; Anthoathecata; Hydridae
Product: myosin-2 essential light chain
Cellular component (GO): myosin II complex
Molecular function (GO): calcium ion binding
Source: RefSeq, a predicted model, not a curated record
CCGAUCCUUAUAUGGUAACUUAAACAUGGGCGAAUGUUUUAUUAGGAUCAGUCGCAGUUUUUGAUAAGACAAAGGUUCUGUUGUUUUUUUAAUUCUCGACAGGAGAUUUAUGCGUUUUAACUUUUAAUAUAAGGUUGUAUUUGCGCCAUCCUCACUACUGAAAUACUCCGAUUCUGUUAUUUACUUUUUCUAAGUUUCGUUGAAAAUGCCCGCUGAAGAUUUGGAAGAGCACCGAGAUGCUUUUGGUUUGUUUGAUAAACAAGGAGAUGGAAAAGUAGAAUGCGGUGAAAUAGGAGAUAUGCUUCGGGCGCUUGGACUAAACCCUACUCAAGUUGAUGUUAAAAAAGUUAUUGCUGAUAUUGAUCCUUCAGGACAAAAACGAAUUUCUUUUGAAGAAUUUAUUCCAAUUUUCACCACACAGCGCAAAAAGGUAAUGUCUGCUGGGUUUGAACAUUUUUCUGAAGGUUUUCGUGUAUUUGAUCGUGAUAAUAAUGGAACCGUUAGUGUUGCUGAGAUAAGACAUUUAUUAACAAGUUUAGGUGAAAAAUUAACAGAUAGUGAAGUUGAUACUCUAGUGCAAGGAAUGGAAGACAAAAAUGGAAAAAUCAAUUAUGAAGAAUUUGUUCGGACUGUUUUGAAUGGGUAAUGAACAAUCAGUUUUCAUUCUGUUAUCAAUGGAUUACUAUUGGCUUGAGUAUAUUUCGUUACUUCAAUUAAUAUACUAAACAUUAGACAGAUGUUUAUAACUUCAAUGUAUAGUUCUACUUUUUUAUGUUACAAUAGAAGAAAAGAUGAAAAUAGAUUAAGUGAUAAAAUAAAUAGAGAAUUUCAUUUAAGCAUUAGUUCCUUUUUUUAUUAUUUUUUUUUUUAUUAUUAACAUUUUUUUAUAGUUUUAUUUGAUUUUCGAGUUUUGUAUGGGAUUUGACAUCAAAUUGAUUGUUUUUUACGAUUUUCUUUGUUAGCUAUUUAUACUUGAUUUUUCUAACCGAAUGAAUAAAUGUUUCAUAUUAUCA